Cucurbita maxima (winter squash) is the source of this 2339-nucleotide messenger RNA. RefSeq names its product 2,4-dichlorophenol 6-monooxygenase. Bases 68 to 2176 code for a protein of 702 amino acids. The record is from RefSeq and is a predicted model, not a curated record. The transcript is spliced from 11 exons. Lineage: Eukaryota; Viridiplantae; Streptophyta; Magnoliopsida; Cucurbitales; Cucurbitaceae. Gene Ontology annotation, molecular function: FAD binding.
UUUUUGCGUGACUGUUAAUUGCUUGAACGUCGAUGGCGAUCUUCUGAGCUUAUUCUCUGUUACAGCCAUGGGGUUUUUAGGGUUUUUCAAGAGGUUUAAUGGCCUCCGGAGAUUUAAUGCCUCACUUCGAGCAAUACCACUUGGGUACGUUCAGAGCAGAGGCUUAUCAAAUUCCAAGCUUUUCCAUGGCGGCGAAGAAACUGCGGUUCCGGUUUUAAUUGUCGGUGCAGGACCUGUAGGCCUCGUCCUUGCUAUUCUUCUCACGAAAUUAGGGGUCAAGUGUGCAAUUUUGGAGAAGAACACAAGUUUUUCUAAUCAUCCGCAAGCUCACUUCAUAAAUAACAGAUCAAUGGAGGUAUUUCGAAAAUUGGAUGGACUAGCAGAGGAGAUACAAUUAUGCCAACCGCCUGUAGAUUCAUGGAGAAAGUUCUUAUAUUGUACUUCACUGAAGGGUACAAUUCUCGGAUCUGUGGACCAUAUGCAACCUCAAGAUUUUGAGCACAUUAUCAGCCCGGUUUCUGUUGCACAUUUCUCCCAAUACAAAUUAAACAGGUUACUACUUAAGCAACUUCAGAAUCUUGGGUUUCAAGUCUGUUCACCAGAUAGCUCGGAGGGCCCCUGUAUAGUUAGAGAAAAGCAAAUACUUAUGGGGCAUGAGUGUGUUUCUAUUGGUGUCACUGAUGACGCUGUGACCAUGACUGCAUCUUAUCUCAAGGAAGGGAAGCAUAUCGAGAGGAGGAAUAUAUGCAGUAAUAUCCUUGUUGGUGCAGACGGUGCUGGAAGUACUGUCCGGAGGCUUGUAGGCAUAGAAAUGAAGGGUGAAAAAAACUUACAAAAGCUUGUAAGCAUCCAUUUUUUUAGUAGAGAGCUUGGUGAAUAUCUGCUAACUGAGAGGCCUGGUAUGCUAUAUUUCAUCUUUAACAUUGAAGCUAUAGGGGUUCUUGUUGCUCAUGAUCUCAAGCAAGGGGAAUUCAUAUUGCAGGUACCAUUCUAUCCUCCUCAACAGAACAUUGAAGAUUUCUGUCCUAAGAUGUGUGAGGAGAUUAUCUUCAAUUUGGUUGGUCUAAACCUCUGUGACGUAGACGUGCAAGAUGUAAAACCUUGGAUUAUGCAUGCUGAAGUCGCUGAGAAGUUCAUAGCCUGUCAAAAUCGUGUAUUACUUGCUGGUGAUGCUGCUCAUCGAUUUCCUCCAGCUGGUGGUUUUGGAAUGAAUACUGGAAUUCAAGACGUUCAUAAUCUUGCCUGGAAAUUAGCUGCAGUGCUGCAGGAUAUUGCAUCACCUUCAAUAUUGAAUACUUAUGAAAUGGAGAGGAAGCCGAUAGCACUACUCAAUACAGCCCUUAGCGUUAAGAACUUCAAAGCAGCCAUGGAAGUACCUGCGGCUCUAGGUCUGGAUCCAAAAAUUGCAAACUCUGUGCACCAAGCAGUUAACCAUGGCCUUGGUUCUGUUUUAUCAUCCUCACUACAGAGAACAGUUCUGGAUGGAAUUUUUAAGAUAGGUCGUUUGCAGCUCUCAGAUACUCUUCUGAAUGAAAAAAACCCGGUUGGAUCUUCAAGGCUUGCAAAACUAAGUCACAUAUUUGAUGAAGGGAAGAGCCUUCAACUUCAGUUCCCUGCAGAGGAUCUUGGUUUCAGGUACUCUGAAGGGGCACUUAUUCCGGACAAUAAUCAACUUGGUGGUCGAGAAGAGCCUACAGGUCGUCGGAGAAGGUACAUCCCUUCUGCAGACCCAGGAUCAAAGCUGCCUCAUAUGAAUGUGAGGGCAUUGGCCAGUAUGGAGGUGAUUUCUACUCUUGAUCUUGUAUCCGGAGAUAAAGUCGAAUUCCUUCUCAUAAUAGCACCACUACCGGAGUUUUACCGUCUUGCUCGUGCAGCUCUCAUGGUAGCAGAGGAAUUCAAAACUUCUGUUAGGGUAUGCAUUUUAUGGUCUGCUGAUAUAACCAGGAUUGAAUCAAGCAGCAAGGAAGAACUAGCACCAUGGGAGAACUACAUUGAUGUUCAAGAAAUUCGGCAACCAUCCACUUCAACAGCAUCAUGGUGGGAUGUCUGUCAGAUGACUGACAAGGGAGCGAUCCUAGUUCGGCCCGACGAGCAUGUUGCUUGGAGGGUGAAGUCUGGUGUUUCUGGUGAUCCAAACACAGAACUGAGAAGAGUUUUUACUUCUCUGUUGAAGUGAUGAUUUUCUAUUCUUAUGAGGCAUUACUUUGUUGUCUCUCACAACGUGAUUGGUUUUAAGUCUAUAUAGGAAGUGCAGUAUUACUUGCCAUUGGCGAAUAAUUUUAUUGGGAACUUGGGGCACAUUACAGAACGAAAUGUACUUCCAGAGGAAUUCAACAUUA